AUGGAGAAGAAAUUAUUAAUAGAGGAUAGAGGUUAUGAUGAAGGUAUUAAGGAAGCUAGAACUCCACUUAAAAAGGUAGAUGCUGAUGUUAAAACUCGUUGGAAUUUGACUGAAUUAAUGUUGGGCAGAGAUUUGGAAUUGCAAAAGGCACUUCAUAAUAUUGCAUCAUCACAAAGAGAACUUAAAACUUAUGUACUCUUAAGUAAUGAGUGGAUUAACAUAAGGAGAUUCUUAAAUUCAUGCGGGUUGGAAGCUACAGAUUACAUAUCAGGACAUUUGUAUCCUGCAUUUGCAUUCGGCAUUCCA
Molecule: messenger RNA, 306 nt
Organism: Entrophospora candida
Lineage: Eukaryota; Fungi; Glomeromycota; Glomeromycetes; Entrophosporales; Entrophosporaceae
Source: the annotation of a GenBank genome assembly